AUGGGCAACGUGUCUGGUAAAAGUUAUGUGCCCGAAGACGGCGCAGAGAUCGAUCUACGCCAGUUCGAGUUCCUUCGCAACAUCGGCAAGGGUGCCUUCGGAAAGGUGCGCAUUGUUCAGAAGCGGGACACGCAGAAAAUGUACGCCCUCAAAUACAUCAACAAGAAGAAGUGUGUCCGCAUGGAUGCCGUCGAAAACAUUCUGCGGGAGCGACGGAUCCUCGAGGAACUGAAGCACCCCUUUGUUGUCAAUCUGUGGUUUGCUUUCCAAGACGACGUCAACAUCUACAUGGUCCUCGAUCUGAUGCUCGGCGGCGACCUGCGAUUCCACUUUGAGCGCAUCAAGUAUUUCCCAGAGGAGGCCAUUCGGUUCUAUGCCGCCGAGAUCGGAUGCGCUCUGUCUUAUCUCCACUCCAAAGGAAUCGUGCAUCGGGACCUCAAACCCGAUAACCUUUUGCUGGAUGACGAUGGCCACAUCCACAUCACCGAUUUCAACAUUGCUCGCAAGAUUGAAGAGGGCAAAGUACUGCGGUCUCAUUCUGGUACUCUCUGCUACAUGGAGAUCUUUAUGGACCAAGGAUACACAUUUUCGGUGGACUGGUGGAGUCUGGGCAUCAUUCUCUUCGAACUGACCUUUGGACGGACUCCGUUCGCCGGCGAAAACCAUCAGGGCGUCCAAAACGAUAUUGUGAAUGCCCCACUGACAUUCCCGAGCCGCCACAUUAUCCAGAAGACACAUAUCAACCCAGCGCUGGAAUGCAUCGAUAUUAUCCGGCGGCUGCUAGAGCGCAACGUCCCGUCGAGGCUUUCGUGCGGGCCCAGCGGCAUCAGGGACUUUUGCUCGCACCCAUGGUUUGACGACCUGGAUUGGGUUGCAUUGGAGAAUCUCGAGCUCAAGCCUCCGUUCUCGCCAAAGUCCGGUGAGAUCAACUUUGACCCUAUUUAUGACCUCGAAGAGAUCUUAUUGGAAGAAGACCCUCUCGAGUAUCGUCCCUGGAAGCCCAAGCGGCUCACCGAAACCGAUUCGCGGAAGGGCAUAAAGGCCUUCCAAAAGUCCAAGAGCGCAGCCGAUGUCCAGCUCGAAUACCUCGAGCAGCAGUUCCAGACGUUUGACAUCAGCAUUUACGAUAAAUACAAAGGCACCGAAGCGACCCCGCCCGGCUGGGCUCAGCCCGACCGUUCGUAUCCGCGGCCCUUUUGGAGACAAGCGAGCCUGCGAAUCCGAUGA
This is a messenger RNA of Polychytrium aggregatum, 1227 nucleotides long. RefSeq names its product kinase-like protein. NCBI's taxonomy places the organism in Eukaryota, Fungi, Chytridiomycota, Chytridiomycetes, Polychytriales. The transcript has 8 exons. Gene Ontology annotation, biological process: protein phosphorylation. The coding region runs from base 1 to 1227 and encodes 408 amino acids. The record is from RefSeq and is a predicted model, not a curated record. Gene Ontology annotation, molecular function: ribosomal protein S6 kinase activity; ATP binding.